GAUGUCUUGCGUGGCGUCAAGCGAUCAUCAGUUUGUGCAUUUGAUAUGAAACUUUGCGCAUCGCCAGUAUCAGAUCACUUAUCUUAUGGGAGUGGAGAGCAGUACGCUUUGCUCUGGGAUUUACAGGAGAAGAAGUAUCGCAACAACUCUCGCAAUGUGAACACCAGUAUUUCCACCGACUACUAUCCGUAUCCAAAAUUUGUAUUGGGUGGACACACCUCAGAGGUAUCAGUGGCACAGUUCAGCUGUGGAUCACGGUAUAUUGCAUCAAUCGACGAUUCGAUUUGUCGUCUUUGGCAAUUCGAUCGUUCGUUGGUUGAGAAACGAUCGAAAUCUUUGAUGAAAACGAAUGGCUUCGAACAAAUCGAAUACUAUUCACUUCCACAUUCUCAGGGCACUGCCAGUCAAAUGGAGAAACUUUGUGUUACUCCAGUUGAUUCACCGUCGGCCAAGCGGAAAGCACCAAUUAAAAGUCCGUUCACGAGUCCUUUCAAAUCAGCUCCAAACUCUGGCCGCUAUCUGAACGCCGAACGAUCACCCGUCAAAAAGAUCUCAAAGUGA
This is a messenger RNA of Anisakis simplex (herring worm), 561 nucleotides long. NCBI's taxonomy places the organism in Eukaryota, Metazoa, Nematoda, Chromadorea, Rhabditida, Anisakidae. The record is from the annotation of a GenBank genome assembly.